Molecule: messenger RNA, 984 nt
Organism: Symbiodinium sp. CCMP2592
Lineage: Eukaryota; Dinophyceae; Suessiales; Symbiodiniaceae
Source: the annotation of a GenBank genome assembly
AUGCCAUGGCCCUACAGGGAAGGGGGGUCGCUCAGAAGCCACGGCAGAGGAGUUCGCGGCUGGCUUCAAGAAGACGGCUUUCGCACGGAGCUGGCGAUGAACAACCAGUUGACCACUCGUUUCAGGACCUAUUUCCUGUUGGAUGCGGCAGAUGUCUCUGCCCUGGCAGGUGUCUUUGGUCUCUUACAUUUGGUCCCAUACCUUUGCGUCCACUUUAUGUUGACGUACUCUGCCCCGGUCAUCUCGGCUGAGAAGGAUUACCAUGAGCACCAGUGGGGAAUGCUGCUGAACCGACUGCCUCAUUGCCCCCUAAGUGGCGUGAACGUGGAUAUCACUGAGUCUCAGGCCAAGCUGGUCCUAUACCCGUGCAUCCACUUCAUGUUGAUGUCUUAUGCCUCGGUCUUCACGGCUGCGAAUGCUUACCUUGAGCACCAGUGGGGAAUGCUGCUGAACCGACUGCCUGAUUGCCCCCUAAGUGGCUUGAACGUGGAUAUCACUGAGUCUCAGGCCAAGCUGGUCCUAUACCCGCGCAUCCACUUCAUGUUGAUGUCUUAUGCCUCGGUCUUCACGGCUGCGAAGGCUUACCUUGAGCACCAGUGGGGAAUACUGCUGAACCGACUGCUUCAUCGCCCCCUAAGUGGCUUGAACGUGGAUAUCACUGAGUCUCAGGCCAAGCUGGUCCUAUACCCGCGCAUCCACUUCAUGUUGAUGUCUUAUGCCUCGGUCUUCACGGCUGCGAACGCUUACCUUGAGCACCAGUGGGGAAUACUGCUGAGCCGAUUGCCGGAUUGCCCCCUGAGUAGCUCGAACUUGCUGGAACGUAAGAGUGCUCGACAUAUGUAUGUGUAUAUACGAAGCAAGUUGGCAAGUCAGACCUGCCAACCCCUUGGCCGUGCGAGCCCUCCUCAAAGAUGUGGCAUUACACCCUUUGGCUCUGAUUUUUCGAUGUGUACACGGUGUCACUGCACAUUCGGGAAUGCUUGA